CCCAAUCAAAACAAACAACAAAGAACCUCAUCAGCGCGAAGGGUAACGGCACAGGCCAGCAUAAAACUGUACAAGGAAACCGCAAAAACGGAUUGCAUCGAUGUGAAAUGGUUUGUUUGGCGUUCGACGUGGAAAACGGCGAUAGAAAAUAUUGAACAUUUUUAUCGCGGUUUAUCGUUAAUCACUGGACACAAAUGGAUUCGCUGCCGAAACCGCGAAUCGCCAUACAAAACCGAUCCACUAUUUUGCUUUUUAUCAACCAAAUAAAGCAAAACCGCUGCAUAUGGGACGAAACGGAUGUAAAUCACAGGAACAUAAAGGCGCGACAGGAUGCUUGGCUUGCGAUUGCCCGGAGGAUGGGAGUAAAUGUCCCUCUGCUUCGGCGUAAAUGGCGAAGUCUAUGUUCCUCUUACUUGAAAAUAAGAAAAGAUUGGGAAAAUAUGCAAGCACAGUCUAAAGGUCGGUACACGCUGUCCAAGGCCUUCCUGGUUCGCAUAUGAUGAAAUGGAUUUUUUGGGCAAUUCUACUCGUCGCACAAGAGGAAAGCAGACAGGAAAAUAUUUAAUUUUGGACGAGGAACAAACCAGAGCUUCGAAGCCAGGUGAUGUGAUGGUGGAUAUAGUGAAUCCUAACGAGGACGCAGAGGAGACUGAAGAGAUCUAUGAAACGACACCGGAGAGUAAUUACACUGAAGCAAGUUGCGAGUACACCUUGACGUUUGAUUUGAAUGAACCAAUGGCGGAGGACACUUCUGCCACACUGUAUUAUGAAAAAAGUAAUAACAACGACGAGAUAGAAGAAGAGUCUGAAUUACCACUUGAAAAACGGUACAUUAAUGAAAAGCGUAAAACCAUUCUGUUGCAUGAGUUGAAUGAAAAGCUCGAGAAGGAAUUGCAGCAGCAGGCAGCUAAAGUACAGCUACAACAAAUGAAAAUAGAUUCGUUAGAGAAGAAAUUGGAACACACCGAACGAAAAAUUGCCAAACUUAUGAAAACAUCGCAGGAAGAUUAUGCAGAAACAGUAUCGGGUGUCGAGCAAGCUGCAAAAGAAGCGGUCGCCACGAAGGAAAAUAGCAUGCAUUUUCAGCAGGGUACUUUUGCGGUCCACACUGUGCCGUUGCAAGAUAUAGAAAAACAAUGUGACUCACUGUGCGACGCGUCAGGUAUGAAGAAUCAUGAGGAUAAUCAGGAAACCAUCCGGCAAAUGAGUAGUUCGAUCAAGCGAAUGGAAAGCAUAAUCGGGAAGUUUGCCGGCCAAUCAAGUCGUCGCUAUAGUGGGUUCGGGGAAUUUCUGGUGCACGAACUCAACGGGAUGGACGAAACAACGAGCAUAAGGUUGAUUCAUGAAAUCACAUCGAUGUUGCAAAAGGAAGGCCAAAACUAUCGCAACAAUCACGCAAAGAGGCACAAUGGAAACUUGUCAUAGCGGCGGUAGACAUUUUGGAAGUGGCGGACAACAAUAACUGGAUACAUAAUUAAAUAAUUUGUUUACACGAAGAAAAUUUGUUUUUAAAAU
This is a messenger RNA of Anopheles stephensi (Asian malaria mosquito), 1515 nucleotides long. RefSeq names its product liprin-alpha-like. Lineage: Eukaryota; Metazoa; Arthropoda; Insecta; Diptera; Culicidae. Gene Ontology annotation, biological process: regulation of transcription by RNA polymerase II. Gene Ontology annotation, cellular component: nucleus; transcription regulator complex. The record is from RefSeq and is a predicted model, not a curated record. The transcript has 6 exons. Bases 505 to 1425 code for a protein of 306 amino acids.